This is a messenger RNA of Lachancea nothofagi CBS 11611, 2250 nucleotides long. The record is from the annotation of a GenBank genome assembly. Lineage: Eukaryota; Fungi; Ascomycota; Saccharomycetes; Saccharomycetales; Saccharomycetaceae.
AUGUCAACCGAUCAAAUUUACUCUGCCAAAUAUUCCGGCGUUGAUGUCUAUGAGUUUAUUCAUCCUACAGGCUCAAUAAUGAAGCGGAAAAUAGAUGACUGGGUAAAUGCUACACACAUCUUGAAAGCGGCAAAGUUUGCCAAAGCCAAGAGAACCAGGAUACUGGAAAAAGAGGUGAUAAACGACACACACGAAAAAGUCCAAGGUGGUUUCGGCAAAUAUCAGGGUACUUGGGUGCCGCUAACAAUUGCCAGAAAUCUGGCCGGGAAGUUUGAAGUGUUGGAUGAGCUCAGACCUCUUUUUGAUUAUACCCAUGUAGAAGGCUCAGAGUCUCCUCCGAGAGCACCCAAGCAUCAUCACGCGUCUCGUGUGGACUCGACUCGCAAAAGAGCCACUAAGACAACCAGUUCCACUCAUGCUACGCGAUCAAAAGCUUCAGAUACUCCCAGUGGGUCUACGACACCCACAGCACCAAAGAAGAGGGGACGGCCACCCUCCAGUAAAAACAAAAAACAGGCAGCUAGCAAUUUGGAGAGAUCGCAAAGUGACAUGGUAUUUCCUCGCCCUGCAAUCCCGGUAUCUACAAUUUCAUCUAAAAAACUGCCGUCUUUACAGAGCCCUCUACAGCGAACCAUAAGUUUGGACCCCGUAAUAAUGCGAGAAUCCGGAGUUACUCCACAACAUUUCAAGGAGCUGGAUAUCGAAGACGGGCUCUCGAGCGACAUUGAGCCACCAGCUGCUGCCAAAGUAGAAAUGGGUUCCUCUUCAUCGUCUUCCCUUCCAACUUCACCUAGUGGGUUGUCCGAUGACAAUACAUUCGACCAACGCGCUAUCGCUGGUUCAGCUGGUCAUGAUGAGUUAGGCAGUGCUACUUCCCCCAUUUCUACCAUGAUUCCCCGUUUUACCAACCAAUCGUUUUCUCGAACUUCGGAUAUCAACUCCAAGGUUAACGAGUAUCUUUCAAAACUCGUGGAAUAUUUUGUCUCCAAUGAAAUGCAUUCUGAAGAAAGUGUACCAUCGGAGUUAUUAUGUCCACCUCAAAAUAGUGCCCCUUACAUCGAUGCAUGGAUAGAUCACGAACACCAUACUGCUUUUCAUUGGGCCUGUGCAAUGGGUAACUUGGCUAUAGUUGAAGCCCUAUAUAAUGCGGGGGCAAGUACUAAUGCCGUCAACCUUCAAGGUGAGAAUCCACUCAUAAGAUGCUCUAUUUUUCACAAUUCCUUCACAAGACGAACUUACCCCCGAAUAUUCCAAAUUUUACAUGAUACUGUUUUCGAUGUAGACUCGAAGUUACAAACAGUCAUACACCAUAUCGUGAAGCGAAAAUCUACCACACCUUCGGCUGUGUUCUACUUGGACGUUUUGUUGUCUAAACUCAAAGAUUUCUCACCUCAAUACCGCAUAGAAAACUUGCUCAAUUCGCAGGACCAAAGCGGUGACACUGCCGUUCACAUUGCUGCCCUUAGCGGAGAUCGGGAUUUUUUCGAGUGUUUGAUUCAGCAUGGGGGGCUUUCCACAAUGAAAAACUCAAAGGGCGUAACUGCAACAGAACUCAUGAACCAGCGCAUGCCAUCAUCACAACCAUCUUCCGCUACCAAUGGCAAAUUCAAGCAAAACUUGACACCGUCGUCACCCUCGGAGUUCCUCAUGUACCCGUCUCAGACUGCAACUCGUCUAAGUCGAGGAAUUCCCGAAGUUGUGAACAUAAUGAAAGAAAUGGCUGAUUCUUACAAUAGAUUACAUCAAGCAAGAGAUUCGGAUGUAUCGAAUUUGGAGAAAACACUAAAAAGCAUGGCCAAGACAAUUUCAACUGUUGAGUACAAGACUAUGGAAGCUUUAGAAGUUGAUGCGCCCUACUCCGACGUGGAAGAACUGCUUUCAAUCCGCUCAAAUGAGGCCAAAGAAUUACAACUACAACUGGCGCACUGUAAAAAGGAGAUGUAUGUGCGUUUGGAGAGACGACAGGCCAAGCAAUUGGCAAUAUUAGUUCAAGAUCAGGAAUCUGAAAUCUCGAAAUACUCCGAAGAAGAUCGCAAAAGUAAUAGAAAUGAACAAGUUAAGCUGGCUCUUCGCUUGUCUCAACUCCAACUGCAGCGAAGGGCUAAACUUUCGCAGACUAUGCAGAUCAUUGGGGACAAUUCCAAAAUCUAUAAAUAUCGGAAGAUGAUCUCUCAGGGAACCGAGAUGGAUAUCAACGAAGUAGAUAGUUGUUUGGACGUGAUCUUACAAAGUCUUAGCAAAAGCCAGUAG